Brassica rapa (field mustard) is the source of this 3118-nucleotide messenger RNA. Its product is annotated as kinesin-like protein KIN-7E. The record is from RefSeq and is a predicted model, not a curated record. Gene Ontology annotation, molecular function: ATP binding; microtubule motor activity; microtubule binding. Gene Ontology annotation, biological process: microtubule-based movement. Lineage: Eukaryota; Viridiplantae; Streptophyta; Magnoliopsida; Brassicales; Brassicaceae.
CGGCCAUUGCUUUUAAUGCACGUGGCAGUUUUUUUCAGAUUCCCGACAACGUUCCAGGGGUAAAAUAGAAAUUUCACUCGGUUGGUAUCUUUCUUCCACCGCUCUCUCUCGGUUCGGCGAAUAGAAAAAGAGAGGCGAGUUGCGGGACCAAAUCAAUGCCCCCCAUUGGUCCCUCUUUUUAGAGAGAGCGAGAAGAAGAAGGCGACGAGGAAGCAGCAGCAGGAAAAUGGAGUAGAAGAAGAAGAAGAAGAAUCAGAGCCUCUGUUGAAACGACAUCACUUUAGGGAAGAAGACAACUCUACUCACCACUAGGAAAGCGAGUUCGAGUUUCCUCUGCUCAAAGACCUUAAAAAAAGUGACCAAUGGGAGCGAUUGCUGGAGAGGAGCUGAAGAAAAUGGACAAGACACAGGUGCAUGUAGCCCGCGAAGAGAAGAUAUUGGUUCUGGUGAGACUCAGACCUCUCAACGACAAAGAGAUCUUGGCUAAUGAAGCUGCUGAUUGGGAAUGCAUCAACGACACCACCGUCUUGUACAGAAACACUCUGCGUGAAGGCUCCACUUUUCCUUCCGCAUACUCAUUUGAUAGAGUGUACCGAGGUGAAUCUCCAACAAGACAAGUUUAUGAGGAUGGCCCCAAGGAAGUUGCUCUCUCGGUUGUCAAAGGAAUCAACUCUAGUAUUUUCGCAUAUGGUCAGACGAGCAGUGGAAAGACAUACACCAUGACUGGUAUAACUGAGUUUGCUGUCGCUGACAUAUUUGACUAUAUAUUCAAGCAUGAAGAUAGGGCGUUUGUUGUGAAAUUUUCGGCUAUAGAGAUCUACAAUGAGGCCAUCCGAGAUCUUCUCAGCCCGGAUAGUCCACCACUGAGGCUGCGUGAUGACCCUGAGAAAGGGGCCGUCGUUGAAAAAAACAGAGAGGAAAUCCUGAGAGACUGGAACCAUUUUAAGGAUCUUAUCUCAAUUUGUGAAGCCCAGCGCAAGAUUGGCGAAACCUCAUUGAAUGAGAGAAGUUCAAGAUCUCAUCAAAUUAUCAAACUAACAGUUGAAAGCUCUGCUCGGGAGUUCCUAGGAAAAGAGAACUCAACCACGCUCAUGGCGAGUGUGAAUUUCAUUGAUUUGGCGGGGAGCGAGCGCGCGUCGCAGGCAUUAUCAGCUGGUGCAAGACUUAAGGAGGGUUGUCAUAUCAAUCGAAGUUUGCUGACUCUAGGAACUGUCAUACGCAAACUCAGCAAUGGAAGACAAGGACACAUCAACUACAGGGACUCCAAACUCACACGUAUUCUUCAGCCGUGUUUGGGGGGGAAUGCCAGAACCGCCAUAGUCUGCACGCUGAGUCCUGCAAGGAGCCAUGUUGAGCAGACCAGAAACACUCUUUUGUUUGCCUGUUGUGCCAAGGAAGUCACCACGAAGGCACAGAUCAAUGUGGUCAUGUCAGACAAGGCUUUGGUGAAGCAACUGCAGCGUGAGCUAGCCAGGCUCGAAAGCGAGCUGAGAAACCCAGCUCCUGCCACCUCAAGUUGCGACUGUGGGGUUGCGCUAAGAAAGAAAGAUCUUCAGAUACAAAAGAUGGAGAAGCAGCUCGCAGAAAUGACCAAACAGCGGGAUCUUGCUCAAUCUCGGCUUGAAGAUUUCAUGAAGAUGGUUGAACACGAUGAGUCUUCGAAGGCUGGAACUCCACAUUUCUGUAAUGGUACAAACAAGUGGGAGGAUGGUUCAGUGUCAGAGACAUCAGUCAUUGUCGAUCCAGACAGGACUAGUUUCAUAUCCGAUGGCACGUCAAUGCCUCAGUCGACUGCAAGAGCUUCUGUUAGGUCUCACUCUGACGAGGAUCUGGAGGAGGUAUUGUCGCCUGGUGAUCAAUCAGAAGAAUACUGCAAAGAGGUACAAUGCAUUGAGAUGGAAGAAUCAUCAGCCAGUGACGUUAUUAACCACGAUGAAGAAAGGACAGUCGCAGAAACACAUCUGGAGGUAAACUCUGAAACAGGUCUUGCUCAGAACAGGAAUCCAUCAAGUGUUAGAAGCGUAAGAAUGAGGAAGAGUUGGAGCCGCGGAGAAGGGACAAGUACUCCUCCUGAUGCCCUGGAGACUGACUACUACCCUGGAAGACCGGAGGUUCAUGAUGUUGCGUUGCCUGGAUUAGAGUUUGGCUCUGGUAUGAAAUUGAUGAGGAGUGAUUCAAUGUCUUCUCGCGGAAGCGAUUCCACUGAGGCUCACAGCGUUGGAACACCAAUGGUGGGAGACGAUGGAGGUAUCACCAGCAUCAGUUCAUUUGUCCAAGGGCUCAAGGAAAUGGGGAAUGCCAUUGGUCUGGACAAAGAAGAGGUGUCUGGGACAUUGACGAACUGGUCGGAGGAAUUUGAGAGAAAGAGGGAACAGAUUCUGGAACUUUGGGAGACAUGUAACGUCUCGUUGGUGCACAGAACUUACUUCUUCUUGCUCUUCAAGGGAGAUCAAGCAGAUUCGAUAUACAUAGGAGUAGAGCUAAGAAGACUCUCCUUUAUGAAAGAAAGCUUCUCUCAGGGAAACGAAGCCUUUGAAAGAGGACAAACCCUUACAGUAGCUUCAAGCCUGAAGGCACUUCAGAGGGAGAGACGGAUGCUAAGCAAGCUGGUGGGGAAGAGAUUCUCUGGAGAAGAAAGGAAGAGGCUUUACGAGAAGUUUGGGAUCGAUGUGAACUCGAAACGCAGGCGGUUGCAGCUGGCGAACCAGCUGUGGAGUAAACCCAAGGACAUAAUCCAUGUGGUCGAUAGUGCAGCAGUUGUAGCGAAGCUGGUUAGGUUCGUGGAGCAAGGAAGAGCUAUGAAGGAGAUGUUUGGUCUUAGCUUCACGCCUCCGCUUCCGACAAGUCGGAGGUCUCAUAGCUGGAGGAAAAGCAUGGCAACGCUUUUCUGAUAGUGAAACACGUUGGAAGUAUGAGGUUGUAUUUGUGUAAAUCUUCUAGGUGGGUUCUUGGCGUAAGGGGAGCUUCUCUGUUUCUUUUGCUUUUUUAACAGGGGCUUUGAUUUGGAAAUAGACAAGACUUUAUCUGAUUCUGAUGUUCUGUCUUCAUUGGUCAGUCCUUGUAAUAUCCACUCUUGUCCUAUUUUACUGCAACUAAAAACCUCUUCACAUGUGCCUAA